AUGGCUCCUGGAAAGUGGGACGACGAGGAAGAGGGCAGCACGCCUGCCACCUCUCCAACAAUAGCGCCCAUCUCGCGCCGCAGCAAGUUCGACGACGAGGAAGAAGAUGACGAUGUACUAGAAUCAUGGGACGCGGCCGAAGACUCUGAAGUAGAGCGCGAAAAGGCGAAGAAGGCGGCUGAGGCCAAGGCGAAGGCAGAGGCAGAGGCCAAGGCAAACCACAAGUCCAAGGCGCAACGAAUCGAGGAGCACAGACAGGCCGCUCUCCGCCGGCGGCAGAUGGAAGAUGACGGCGAGACGGACGAAGACGAGACUGAGGCCGAACGUCGUGCACGCCUCCGCCAGCAGGAAGUUGACGGCUCGCGCGCCCAAGCCGAAGAACUCUUUGGCGACCUCAGCAUCAGCAACAAGCGCGCAGGCAAGGCCGUCACCAUCACAGAUGAGGGCGACCCGGGCAAGGCCAUCGACCUCUCGUCGCUCGCAAUCUUCAACCCAAACACCAAAGACCAAUUCACCAAGCUGCGCGAAACCCUCACACCUCUGCUCGUGGCAAACUCCAAGAAGGGGCAAUACUCGCUGUUCCUGCAGGAGUUUACAAAGCAGAUUGCAAAGGAGCUGCCGAGUGAGCAGAUUAAGAAGAUUGCCUCUGGCCUGACGACGCUGAGCAACGAGAAGAUGAAGGAGGAGAAGGCGGCGGAGAAGGGCGGCAAGAAGUCAAAGGCGGCAAAGACCAAGACGACGCUUAAUGCGAGUAGGGACGUGGGUGUUCGCGCGGAUACUAGGGCAUAUGAUGAUGAGGACUUUGGCGAUGAUGAUUUUAUGUGA
This is a messenger RNA of Pyrenophora tritici-repentis Pt-1C-BFP, 825 nucleotides long. RefSeq lists its product as uncharacterized. The record is from RefSeq and is a predicted model, not a curated record. NCBI's taxonomy places the organism in Eukaryota, Fungi, Ascomycota, Dothideomycetes, Pleosporales, Pleosporaceae.